Messenger RNA from Grus americana (Whooping crane), 3717 nucleotides. Its product is annotated as ADP-ribosylhydrolase ARH1-like. Lineage: Eukaryota; Metazoa; Chordata; Aves; Gruiformes; Gruidae. The record is from RefSeq and is a predicted model, not a curated record. The coding region runs from base 38 to 1378 and encodes 446 amino acids. The transcript is spliced from 6 exons.
GCCCGGAUCCUGAUGGGCAUCCCCAGCUGCCACCGCAAUGGAGGAGACGGCGCCCUCGGUGGAAGCCUACGAAGCGGCCAUGGUGCUGAGUGGGGUGGGGGACGCGCUUGGCUACCGGGGGGGCCGCUGGGAGUACUGCACCUCGGGACCCCAGAUCCACGCCGAGCUGGCCGAGCUGGGGGGGCUGGAAGCCAUCACCCUGCAGCCCCCUGAGUGGCCCGUCAGCGAUGACACCAUCCUCCACCUUGCGACCGCCGAGGGCCUGGCCACAGGGCUGGAGGGGGAACCCCUCCUGCAGGAGCUGGCUCACCGCUAUGUGGCUGCCAUGAGUGACAUGGAGGGCCGCAAGCCGGGGCCCACCAGCAUCCUGGGCACCUCGCAGCUGCGGCCUGGGGAGCCCGGGGGCUAUCGCAUCCCCUUCAACCCUACCGGCACCGGCUGCGGAGCCGCCAUGCGCAGCCUGGCCAUCGGCCUCAGGUACCCGCAUGCCUGGGAGCUGCCAACACUGAUCCGGGUGAGCAUCGAGAGCGGGCGCAUGACCCAUCACCACCCCACAGGUACCUGGAAUCCCGGGGGCUUCUGGAGGGUCGUGGCCCACCACAGGUGCCAUCCCUUCCAUCACCGGCCGAGCGGGAUGCAGCAUACCUUGGCUGGGCACUGGAGGGGUGGCCAGGGCGCAGCGGCCAUGAUGCACCUAUGGUGGCCUUGGAGGCCCUGCUGGCAGCCGGUGGAUGCUGGGAGGACCUGUGUGCCAGGGGGGUCCUGCAUGGCGGGGACAACGAUUCGACAGGGACCAUCGCCGCUGGGUGCUGGGGGCUGCGGGGGGGGCUGGCACCCGUCCCCCCCGGGCUGCACUGCUGCCUUGAGCACCGUGGGCGACUGCGCGAUGCUGCCCACCGCCUCUAUGCGCUGGCCUGGGGGAGAUGCUGAGCCCCCCUGCACUGCAUCCUGGGUGUCACCUGCUGUCCCCUUCCCAGGAACACCCCUGUGGGUCCCCAGGGUGAAGCAGAGACCUUCAUGGGGUCCUGGAGGGGCUUGGGAAGGUCAUUGGGGGUCAGCAGAGACCUUCAUAGGGUGCUGGGGGGCUCAGGAGGGUCCCUGGGAGACCCUGGGGGGAGACAGGGCCCUUCAAGGGGUGCUGGGGGGCUCAGGCAAGCCCCAGGGAGACCACCACAGCCACAUCCAGCUGGCCUUUUAUCCUGUCACAGUUAGAGACCCCAAGACCUCCCCAAGGAGCCUCAGUCACACCCACAGUAAAAAAGUGUCUUCCAAUAUCACUCUGUAUCUAGGUUUGUGCCAUGCGCCUCUCGUCCUGUCACUGCCACUACUGAGGUUUCACCUGGGUGGACCCCCUACAGCCAAAUCUUCUCCAGACUGAACAGUUCUGGCUCACACUGCCCCUCCAAGAAACUCCCAGCCAUGGAGCAUCUCAAGGGCCCUUUACUGGAUUCUCUCACAGUCGCUCCAUCUCUCUUGUACUGGUAGCCCAGGACUUGGACCCAGUGUUCAAAGGGUGGGCUCAUCAGUGCUGAGUGGAGAAGAAGGAGCACAGAACCCCUCCGAGUGCCACCCAGGAUGGUAACAGCCUUCUUCACAUGUUGCUACUUAUGGCCACCUUAGUGGGCACCACAGCCUCAAGGUCCUUCCAAGCAAAAAGUGAUGGGCACCCAGGGUGAUGGGCCCCCAGGGUCAACAACCCCAAGGGUGAUUGGCCCUGGAUGUGACAGGCCCAAAGGGUAAACCACCACAGCUCUGAUGGGUCCAGAGUUAAUCACCUCAGGGAUGAUGGGACCAAGGACUAAUGGGCCCCAAGGGUAAAAAACACCAGGGGUGAUGGGCCCCAGGGUUAACCAUCCUGAGGGUGAUGCACCCAAAGGGUGUUGGGCCUUGGCUUUAACCACCCCAAGGAUGAUAGGCCUCCAGGAUUAACCGCCUCCAAGGUUAACCACUCCAAGGUUGGUGGGCCAAAGGUACAACGGGCGCUCAGGGUUAACAACUCCAAGGGUGAUGUGCCCCUGCGGUUGGUGGGGGUUGACAACCCGAAGGGUGAUAGGCCCAAGAGGUGAUUGGAAAGCAAGUUUCACUACCCCUUGGGCAACAGGCCCCCACAGUGAUGGGCAUCCAAGGUUAAGAAAACUAUGUGUGCUGUGCCCAAUAGUAAACCACCCCAAGGGUGAUGCGUGCCUUGGCUGAUGGGCCCCAGGAGUUAACCACUCCAAGAGGUAUGGGCCCUUGGGGUGAUGGCCACCUGGGGUUUACCACCUUAAGGGUGAUGGGGCUAAAGAGGUGAUGGGAACCCCAGUGUUAACUAGCCCAGUGGUGAUAGGUCCAUGCACUGAGGGGUCCUCAAGUUUAAUGACAACAAGAAUGACAGACCCCCAGGGUUAACCACCCCAAGGGGGAUGGUCACAAGGGUUCACCACUGAGAGAAUAAUGGGCCCUAGGCCUGAUAAGCCGUCAGUAUUAAUCAACCCAUGGGUGAUGGGCCGCUGAGGUGGUGGGCCCAUAGGGUUAACCACCCUAAAAGUGAUAGGCUGAAAUGGUGUUGGGUCCCUAGGGUUAUCAACCCCAAGGGUGAUAUCCCCUGAGGUGAAUCCCACCAGAGGUGAUGGACCCCAGGGCAGUGGGACUCCAGGGUUAACAACGUAAAAGGUGAUUAGCCCAAGGGUUGGUGGGCCCCCACGGUUAACCACCUCAAGAGGUGAUGGGAAGCCAGGUUUCACCACCUCAAGUGUGAUGAGUUCCCAGGCUGAUGGGCCUCCAGGGUUAACCACCCCAAAAGUAAUGUGCCCAAGAGGUGAUGGGCCUCCAAGUGUUGAACCGUCCUAAGGGUGAUAGGCCCAAUAAGUGAUGGCCACCCAGGGUUAAGUCACCGAGGAUAACUGACCCAAGGGGUGACAGGUCCCCAGCCCACCGCAAGGGUGAUGGGCCCCUGAGGUGAUGGGUCCCCAGCAUUAAUCACCCCAAAAUAGAUUGGUCCAGGAGGAGAUGUCUCACCAUGCCUAUCCCCCAAGGGUGAUUGGGCUGUAGGGUACUGGGCUGUCAGAGUUAAGCACACCCCAUGUGAUGGCCCCCCUCCUCAAUGUUGAUAGCUAUAAGGGUGAUUGGCCAAAGGAGUGAUGGACCCACAGGGUUAACCACCCCAAAGGUUAUGGCCCUAAGGCACGAAGGACCCCAGGGUUAACCACCCCAAGGGUGACAGACCCCAGGGCUGAUGGGCCCCCAGCAUUAACCACUCCAAAUGUGAUGGGCCCCUGUGCUGAUGGCCCCCCAGUGUUAACCACCCCAACAGUGUUGGGCCUAAUGUUUGAUGUGCUUUAACCACCCCAAGGGUGAUGGGCCCCCGGAGUGAUGGAGUCCCAGGGUUAUCUACCCCAAGUUUGAUGGGAACCCAGAGUUAAGUACCCCAAGAUUGAUGGGCCCAAGGAGUGAUGGGCACCUGGGGUUAGCCACCCCAAAGAGUGACUGGCACAAGGGGUGAUGGACCCCCAUGGUUAAUCACCCCAAAGGUGAUGGAUCCAAGGGGUUAUGAGGUUCCAGGGUUAAGCACCCUCAGGGUCAUGGGCCAAAAACAUCAUGGCCCAACACUGUUAAACACCCCAGGGGUGAUGGGCCCCUCUGGAGACUGGAUGCUGGGGUUUACCAACACAUGGUUGCUUGAUCCCCAGGUUUAACUACCCCAGGGGUGAUGGGCCUAAGGGGUGAUGGAAAACCAGA